AUGCCAGCGAGAGUACGGCCGCUGCGAGCGGGCCAUACUGCUGACGAGGGAGCAGUAAGCUUCCUCCCGACAUCCUCCACCAUCACCGCCCAGCACGCUGUGAUAACGAAAGCAUACUUGCAUGCAGGCAAGACGUGUGACCGGCCGAAAGUCUCAGAGUCGUACGUUUCUCGCCCGCUCCCCGCGCCCGAGCGAGGAGAGGGAGGAAUGGUGAGGAGGUCGGAUGGCAUCCCACCUCCAUCGCGACCAUUCAUCACAUCCCAUCCCAUCUCAUCCCCGCCGUCGACAGUUCCACAAAGCAGCAUGAUCCGGUUCACCGCAAGUUGCUGCUCUGCCCACCCGUCCAGCAAGCCCAGCCAUGGUGAUGAAAUAUUAGUAGGCGAUGGACCCCGAAAGGCGUGGUUGAUUGGUUUCCGGAGGUGUCCCGGCGGCAUCUUCCUUUAA
Messenger RNA from Podospora bellae-mahoneyi, 444 nucleotides. RefSeq lists its product as uncharacterized. The coding region runs from base 1 to 444 and encodes 147 amino acids. The record is from RefSeq and is a predicted model, not a curated record. Lineage: Eukaryota; Fungi; Ascomycota; Sordariomycetes; Sordariales; Podosporaceae. The transcript is spliced from 2 exons.